GACCACUUUAUUAUCGCUCUACCGAUACACGACAUAACAAAGUGCAAAUUUAGAAUAUCACAGUAGCUCAGGUGUAAGAAGUCAAUACUGGAUUAAGAUACAGGUAGCUUACUUGGUCAUUUUCUUCCCGGGCGACACCUGUGAUAAAAUCUACAUUCUUUCGUCAGAGAAGAUACAAGUGCAUUAAAACGUACAAGCAGGAUUUGCCAGUGAUAUUGAUUUCGAGGAACUUUGCAGUAUAUACACACUUUUAUAGACAUUUUUACGUAAUAGUUUGGGAUGGCUUAGGACAUGACUCAACGUUCCUGUCAAACAGAGACGCACAGAAGCGCGGCGGACUUGUUGCUUCAUCCUUAAUGCCGUAAGCGUGCUCCGUGAGCAACUUUCAGAUUAGGUUGCGGGACUUCGCUGGUGAUGCGGUCCACGCAAAAUGAAGAGGGCAACAUAGACACGGACGCCAUACUGAGAAUCACCCGAGCUCCCAAGACCCCGCCCACGUACGUCCCCCGCAGCCGGUCCUUAGACGAUCUUCCUGGAGGUCUCCGGGUGCCGAUCCUUCAGAAGCCUCAGUCCCGGGUGGCGGCCCGCCUGGAGGCCUUGCAGGACGGACUUCAGGAACUGACCAUUUUGAGGGAACAACAAAAGACACUCGUUAACCAUCAUGUCAAAGACAGGCGUUUUACAGACAAAGGGCAGAGUCAGGGUUUGUAUAUGCCAAGACGGCGGUACUCCACCAGCGCACUAAGCAGCAUCAGGGAGGAAACGACAUACGAAAAUCUUCCAGUUUACUAUCAAAACAACAACACAACUAAUGGCGGAGACGAAGUCUUCAGCAAUAAUUCCGCUGACAGUUCUGACGAUCUAUCGGUGUCGUCCUCCUUAAAGAGAAGACCGUCCUUUCAAUGUGAUACAAUCAUUACCAAAGAUUUCGUUCAGCAGGUUCCGUAUCACUACCCACGAAAGGACGAUCAGAAUUUCCCUAGUCCUAUGCACGCUAUACUGAGACAGUAUGAUGUCGUUCUGAAGACUGCCAAUUCUGAAUCCAAUUUAACGAAAUCUGCCUCACAAUGUGAACUGACAUCCGCAUUAACACAGCGAUCCGUAGCAGAUUCCGUCAAAAAUGUGUCAAAAACGGAGGGGUUUAAAACGUACCUAAAACAGCGGCGAUCGAGUUUACCUAUAACCUUAAAACCAGUCAAAGUGACAGACAUCGAUCAGUUCUGGCAGAACUAUAGCAAAGGGACCAAUGGAAAUGCAUGUGUCAAAGAUGACGUAAUAUCCACGUCACUGGAUACUACUACGGAGUCGACUCUGUCGUCUGUAGAAGAGGAAGCAGAACCACAGACGCAUCCUAACAAAACGCAAGCCAAAAAUCAAAGUACUGAAAGUCCCAUAAAUAACUGUCCGACAGAGCAGCACGAGACCGCUCUAUAAACUAGGUUUUAUUUUAAAUGGCAAUUGUUCUCUAAAUUUUAAUUUAAAAAGGAGAUAGCUUGAUUAACCAAAACCAAUGAACCAUGUUCUUAACUAAUGUUAUAACUUAUGUUAUUUAUAUAUUUUAAUAAAAUGCAUAUACUAAUCAUUCAAAAUAAAUAAAUGAAAGCAA
Molecule: messenger RNA, 1606 nt
Organism: Ostrea edulis (European flat oyster)
Lineage: Eukaryota; Metazoa; Mollusca; Bivalvia; Ostreida; Ostreidae
Exons: 2
Coding region: 415-1434 (339 amino acids)
Source: RefSeq, a predicted model, not a curated record